Neodiprion fabricii is the source of this 3808-nucleotide messenger RNA. Its product is annotated as putative inorganic phosphate cotransporter. Gene Ontology annotation, biological process: transmembrane transport; monoatomic anion transport. Gene Ontology annotation, molecular function: transmembrane transporter activity. NCBI's taxonomy places the organism in Eukaryota, Metazoa, Arthropoda, Insecta, Hymenoptera, Diprionidae. The record is from RefSeq and is a predicted model, not a curated record. The coding region runs from base 511 to 2007 and encodes 498 amino acids. The transcript has 3 exons. Gene Ontology annotation, cellular component: membrane.
UUUAUUUUUUUCCUCAUUUUACUGAUUCGCGGAACGAGUUUUAACAAUUAUAUACAUCAACGGCAGUGCAACUGGUGAAAGAAAUAUAAGAAAAUAAUAUUCGAAACGAGGAUAAUAAUAAUAAUAAUAAUAAUAGUAACAACAAUAAUUGUGGAUUUACACAAGUCGGCGAUUGUAUGUAUCAAGAUUAAUAAAUAACGACGGCAGUUUGUUAGAACGAAUAAUUGAAUCAAUUGUGUUCUUCGAAGAUCUGUGUUACAUAUGUAUAUAUUAUAUAAUAUAUACGGUAAUCAAUGAUGAUCAAUUUUUUGUAAUCGAAGUUGUAAAUAAUGUCUCGAUUUCCGAUUCUCGAAUAAAUUGAAAAUUUUAUUUCACUCAACGAAGAAAGUGGAUCUGUUUCUUUUUUAAUAAUUGGCAAAUUCCGUUAUAAAGAAAGGAUUUUUUAAAUAAAUUCAAAUAUUUGAUAAACAAAAUAAACCAGCUUGGGAAUUAUAACGAAAUAUAGUUAAGAUGUUGUCGGCUUGGAAAACCUGCUGUGCCCCGAUACCCCAAAGAUGGGUUUUCGCCUUGAUGGGAUUCAUCGCGGUAGUGAACGCGUUCACUAUGAGAAUAUGCUUGUCAUUAGCUAUCACCGAGAUGGUCGUCGAGACCGAUAGCUCAGAAAUCACUGACGAAACUUGCCCCUCGACAAAUUCUACAAGCACAACCAACAGCGCCGUGGGUACUUACGAAUGGGACGAAAGUUUGCAGGGUAUAAUCUUAUCAUCGUUCUAUUGGGGCUACGUGAUAACGCAUCUGCCGGGUGGCCAGCUGGCCGAACGUUUCGGUGGAAAGUACACUCUGGGUCUUGGCAUUCUGUCUACGGCUAUAUUCACCCUGAUAACACCAUUGGUGGUCGAAGAGUUCGACGCUACGGGUCUGAUAGUACUUCGUUUCCUGAUGGGCCUCGGCGAGGGCACGACAUUUCCGGCGUUGAAUUCCCUGAUAUCGAAAUGGGCGCCGCCAGCCGAGCGUUCAAAAAUCGGUUCGCUGAUUCUUGCCGGUGCUCAGAUCGGCACCGUUGUGGCGAACGCGCUGUCCGGAGUACUUUUGCAGUACUCGUCGAUCGGUUGGCGCUCGGUUUUCUACGUCUUCGGCUCGAUCGGCGUCGCGUGGUUCGUCGUCUUUGUCCUCGUCUGCUACAGCACACCCGACGAUCACCCGUUCGUCUCCGAUCGCGAGAAGAAGUACCUUCACGAUAACAUGCACGAGCACACCCACAACAAGUUCCCACCCACGCCGUGGCGCCACCUGCUAAAAUCGGUACCGCUAUGGGCCCUGGUCGCCGCCUCGGUCGGUCACGACUGGGGUUUCUUCACUAUGGUUACCGACCUACCAAAGUACAUGAGCGGGGUGCUCAAAUUCUCGAUAAAAACGAACGGCCUCCUUACCGCUCUGCCGUACCUCUGCAUGUGGUGCGUCAGCAUCGGUUCGUCCUGGAUCGCCGAUUGGAUGAUAAACGAAAAGAUAAUGACCAGGACCAACGUGAGGAAGAUGUUCACAACCAUCGCAUCCGUUGGACCGGCCUGUUUUCUCAUCGCCGCCUCGUAUGCCGGAUGCGAUCGUUACGUCGUCGUCACACUUUUUACCGUCGGUAUGGCGCUGAUGGGUACUUUCUACCCUGGUAUGAGGGUGAACUCGCUUGAUCUCAGUCCGAACUACUCCGGAACCGUUAUGGCUAUCGUGAACGGGACUGGCGCGCUUUCUGGGAUCAUAACGCCUUAUAUCGUCGGCAUUUUAACGCCGAAUCAGACAGUGAACGAGUGGAGACUAGUCUUCUGGAUCAUAUUUGGCGUCUUCAUUGUUACCAAUACCGCGUUUCUUUUCUUCGCAAGUGGGGAGGUUCAGUACUGGAAUGAUCCGGAAUUUCUUAUCAGGGAUACCGAGGGGAGGAAGAAUAAAAAGGAAGGGGAUGUUGCUGCUGCUGCUGCUACUGUCGAACGCGGGAAAAACGAUGUCAAAACGUGAAUAACGAUCAAACGACGAGUUUCAACGUUUAGAACAAGUUUUUUUUUUUUUUUUUUUCACCUACGUUUUACCCACUUCCGAUUUUCAUCGCGGUUGUUAAAAUCGUAAAAUUGAUAUUCGGUUUUGCCUACUAGCCGUAACUCUUUUUACAAACGGUCGUCGUGCUUUGGGCGAAAAAAGUAUAAUUGUAACGAGUGAAAUUUGAAAGUUGAUUCAUUCACUUUUCUUCUUUUUUAACGGGAAAAUUUCUUUUUUCCUUUCAUCAAAUUGCGCUGUACAAACAAUAUCAGAAGACGAAUGUAUGCAUAAAUAAACAAAGAGUAUUGUUGUAAUAUGAACUAUUGUCAAGCUAGUCAAUGACGAAAAAUGUUGAACGUUCGUCAUUUAGUUGUAUAUAUGUAUGCGUAUAUUUAUAAUAUAUACAUAUAAUGUAACGUAAGGGUAAAUCCGAAAGGUAUAAAUAUCUCUCAGUAUUCUCACCGCGUUUUAAAAUUAUUCACAUGUAGUGAAUUAAUCAUCCAAUAACCAUAUAAAUGUAUGCAACCCAUGUUAUAAAUUGUUCACCAACUUCCCUGUAAUUACAUUCGAUAUAUUAUGUAAUAUAUAAGUUUAAUAACAUUCUACAGUUUUGGUAUUAUUAAAAAUAAAUGAAAAAAAAAAAACAGAAUAAACAAUUUCACAUACAUAUACACCAAGUGAAUAUAAAUAGUAAAAAUGUAUUAACACGCGAAGAGAAUUAAAAAGAAUUGAAAGAUACAAUUUAAAAACAAAAACUAUGCAAUGUUCACUAGAGUACAUAUAUCAUGAACUUUUUUUAAAAUUAUUAUUCGUAAUAUUUUUAAGAAUAUUACGGAAAAUACGUGAUAUUUAUUUGUUUAAUCGCUGCGUUCGGUAUUCACGGAAAGAUAUUAAUAGAAGCUGUGUAAUUUUUUAUUACACCGAGUGGUUGUGAGAUGUAACAUGAGAUUAUCAGAAACGUGUUUCCGUUAAUUUUAUUCCCGAAGUAAUCGUUCACGAUGGAUGAUCGUGUGUUUUUUACCUCUCGAUUUACGUCGAUUCGUUAAAUCUUGCCGUACAGCACCGACUUUGCAACCGGCAAUAAGAUGAUUGGAGAUAAAAUUUAUAAUUUGGUUGCCACGGUAGUUGAAUUUAUUUACUUUUUUUCUCAUUUUUUUACGGUAUGUGAUGUAAUAAAACCGAUAACGGAUAUGAAUAAAAUUUACAACCUUUUCGAGUGACGUUAUAUAACAAACCCUAGCUAAAGCCUCGAUGACUUACGGUGGCUAAUCCAAAUUACAACCGAUAAUACUUGACGAUAUAAUUUAAUUUAUGAUUUUUACAAUUAUAACAAUUUCUCCAUCGCAUUUCGAUAAAACAGCGUCAUUUUCAUCGGAGGAUAUUUUCUGACCGAAGAAGCGCAAGAAAGUGAAAAUAAACAACUCAAGUUGACGGGCGAAACGGGAAAAAGAUGGAUUAAAGAAAAAAAAAAAUCAAGCAAAUCUAACCGUUCGCAUGGCAAAUUAGACUACUGUAAUAAAAAUUGAUUAGCAAUCAUUGAAACGUUGAAUUUCAUCAAAUUUCUGAAAAACGAUUCAAGAUAUUCUCGAUAUUCUCGAUUUUAUAAAAAUCAAAGUAUUUCUUUAACGCGUGAUUCCUUGUACAUCGUAAUAUCGGGUACAAAAUUUAGGAUAACAUUUUUAUUUAUAUUGUAAAUUUUCUCUUCAAUUUUCGCAAAUUCUAUUUAUAGCAAAAAAAAAAAAAAAAAAAAAAACAAAUAAAAAUUACAUAUCGAGCAAAACUU